Molecule: messenger RNA, 3211 nt
Organism: Notechis scutatus (mainland tiger snake)
Lineage: Eukaryota; Metazoa; Chordata; Lepidosauria; Squamata; Elapidae
Source: RefSeq, a predicted model, not a curated record
CGCGGAAGCUGCACCUAGCGGGCAUCGGCCAUGGCUGAGUGGACGCCUGCCCAGGCGUGGGAAUGGGAGGUGGAGCCUCAACACCUGGCACCCUUCCAACCUCCUGCCCUCUUCGACCAAUCAGCUGAGCGAGAGAUCUAUCCAGCGGCCGAGAUCUCCCUCUGGACGGUGGUGGCUGCCCUCCAAGCGGUGGAGAGGAAGGCGGACACCUCGGCCACUCGCCUGCUCAACCUCGAAAGCCGAACGGCCACGGCCGAGAAGAAGAUCUUCGAGUGCGAGAAAACGGAACUCGAACUCGGCAGCCACCUGGCGGCAUUGGGCACCCUGAUCCAGGAGUACCGGGCGCUCCAACGGCGCCUGGAGAACGUGGAGAACCUCCUGAAGAACCGCAAUUUCUGGAUUCUGAGGCUCCCCCUCGGCCCGAAAGGGGAAAUCCCCCUGGUCCCCGUGACGUUCGACGAGGAGCAAGCGGUGAAUUUUUCCACGCCCGAAUGGGCCAAACUGGAGGACUGGCAGAAGGAACUUUACCGGAACAUCACGAGAGGAAGCUACGAGCCGCUGGUCUCUCUUGACUCUGCCAUCGCCAAGGCUGAUGUCCUUGCACCCCAGGUGGGUCCGGGGUCAGUGCCCCACGUUGUGGAUCAGCCCUCGGCGGGGGGAAAGGGACUCCCCCCGGCACCCAAACUAGCAGAACCGUUGACUUCCAAAGACGAUCUCUUGUCCUGGAUUAAGCAGGAGGAACCUCCCGGUCCCCGGAAGUGGAAUCUGGAGAGGGAGUUCCCUGCCACUCUCGGUUACGACGAGAGCAGCACCAGAAUCAAAAGCGAGGAAGAGAAGCUCCAAGAAAGUUUGAAACAAGCCUUGCCUGCCCGGCUCCCUGGAGCGCUCAGGGAUGAGGCCUUCCAGGCCCCCAGAUGCUGCCAGAGGCAAAGCUGCCCUCAGGGUCAACCUGCUGCUCCUCCCCCCACUCCCCAAAAGCCCCCCGAGGAGCCACCCCGCCCCAGUGAGAGAACCUGCCCCCAACCUGAGGCCACUCCGCCAGCAACCUGCUUGAAGGAAGGCCAGCUGAGAUGCUUCAAGGGCCUGGAUGAGCUUUCCCUGCCUCCAAGGAUCCCCAUGGGAGAGGAAGUGUACGGGGGAGGGGCCAGGCCAGGGACCGAGUCCAGUGUCCCCCAGGUCCCUGAGCCCUACCUGUGCCCGGAGAAUAACAACAGCUUCAGCGAUGCGGCCGUCUCCGAAACAGCCGGCCGGCCGCACGCCUGCUCCCUCUGCCCAAAGAGUUUCCGGCUCAAGACCAGCCUGCUGAUCCACCAGAAGACCCAUGCCGUGGGGAAGAGCGAUAGCCCCUUUGUGUGCUCUGAGUGUGGCUGCGGUUUCAGCCACCAGGCUCAGCUGACUCGGCACCAGGCCAUCCACGCGGACCGGCCGCACCAGUGCUCGGAGUGCCACAAAGCCUUCAAACGCAAGUCCAGCCUGGUGGUUCACCAGAAGACGCACCGUGAGCGGCCGCGCCCCUUCCAGUGUCCCCAGUGCAACAAGACCUUCAUCAGGAAACAGCACCUGGACGACCACACCCGCACCCACACGGGGGAAAAGCCCUACCAGUGUCCCGAGUGCGAGAAGCGCUUCGCGGAGAAAUCCAAGCUGACCAACCACUACCGGAUCCACACUGGGGAGCGGCCCUACCGCUGCGGGCAAUGCGACAAGCGCUUUGUGCGUGCCCACCACCUGGUCAAGCACCAAAGCAGCGUCCAUCAAGCCGGGGCUAAGCUGUACUCCUGUCGCGAGUGUGGACAGAGUUUCAGCCAUUCUCAGGCCUUCCUCAGCCACCAGGCCAGCCACGCCAACGGUGAGAGGCGCCACCGUUGCACCGAGUGCCUCAAGACCUUCGCCCGCCGGAAGUACCUGCUGGAACAUCAGCGCAUGCAUACGGGAGAGAACCCGUAUGCCUGCCCACACUGCGGCAAGCACUUCCGAUACAAGCAGUCACUAAAGCAGCAUCUGCGCAUGCACCGGGAGCAACUGCCCCCGCCACCUGGGCCCGCUGUGCCACCAAGCUUGCCAGUCACCAACCCCCUAGAGAGAGACUCCCUCUUUGAGGCCAACCCACCCAUUGGGACCUGAAGCUGGACCCCAAGGGGUCAUUUGUGCCAAAUGAACCGCUGGGCUAGAAUUGGCCCGCUUAGUGGGCCAGCUGAGAUCCUCCCCACCUUCCAUGGGGCAGCCCCAACGCUUCUUCUCUCCCCACGGAGAGGCGCCUCCUUCUUGCUUGCCUGAUCAGGACCGUGUGGGGUCCUGUGGAAUAAGCCCAGCUCCCAGCAUUCAAAACACGCCAGCUGUCUCGAAAUAUUUCUUUGAUGGAGAGACAGCUGUCGAAAGACACUCCUUGUGCUGCAUUGCACUGCGAGUCCUGGCCGAACCGGGUUGGGGGGGGAAGAAUCACGCCUAAAAUGUGGUGUCCACCUACCCUCUUGGCUCCAUUACCUGGUCUAGCACCGAAGGCCGGCCUGCUGGAGUCAAAAGGAUGUGGUUCCCUCACCUCCAGGGAGAAAGAUGCAGACACUGAGGUUGCCGCGCACGGCUGUGAUUUUCCACCCUGCCCUCCACACUUUGCUCGACGAUCAGAGGUGCGUUUGAAAGCACUUUGGGUGCCGUGGGUACGAAAGACAGCCGGAAAGUUGGAAUUGACUGUCCCCGCCGCCUGUUUCUCUUCUCCAGUGGGCCAUGCGGGGCAGCUAUCCGUGGCCAAACUUCAGAACAGCUCCACCUUCUCGGUCCACUCCGCAGAGAUACCCUUAAUUCACUGCUGUCGAUCAAGUUGCAUUAUCAAACUCCUGGUUUACCGUUUUUCGGCCGGUGUUGACCUGUGCCAAAAAGCUCUUUUUGCUGAAGGCUUGGCUGUGCUUUUCAGUGUGGUACAUUUAUCGCCCAGACUCGACGGGCUCCUGGUUCGUCUCCCCUCUCUGCCUGUUCAGACACCGGCAUGAAAUCUCGAGUUUUGCCUUGUCGCUCCAAAUUCUUUUGUCACCAAGAGGAUGUCGCCUUCACAUCACUCUCUCCAGCCCUGAAAAUAUUCCCCCCCCCACACACAAAAAAGAGUACUUGGAAAGCGACCCUAAAAUCAUGGCCAUAAACCGAGACCUCCAGCCCGCUUCCACACCAAGUUCUCACUACCUUAAAUCCAACUGUAUUACAGGUAGUCCUCAACAUA